This is a messenger RNA of Pneumocystis jirovecii RU7, 1425 nucleotides long. RefSeq names its product transcription factor TFIIIB subunit BDP1. Gene Ontology annotation, molecular function: TFIIIC-class transcription factor complex binding. Lineage: Eukaryota; Fungi; Ascomycota; Pneumocystomycetes; Pneumocystales; Pneumocystaceae. Gene Ontology annotation, biological process: RNA polymerase III preinitiation complex assembly. Gene Ontology annotation, cellular component: transcription factor TFIIIB complex. The transcript is spliced from 7 exons. The record is from RefSeq and is a predicted model, not a curated record. The coding region runs from base 1 to 1425 and encodes 474 amino acids.
AUGAAUAUUAUUACAGCAUCUGUUAUUAAAUCAACUCUACGGUUUACACCUCGUGUUCAUUCAAAAUUAGAUUCUUUGGUAGUUAAUCAACAAAAAAAUCAAAUAUCAGAAAAUUCAUUUUCUUUAAAUGAAAGAUUGAAUGCAAAAACGUUAGAUUUAGUAGAAGAAUCACUUGAAAAACCAAGCAAAAAAAAUCAAUCAAAGUUAAGAAAACAAGAAGAUUUGGACAAUAAAACUGAAGAGAAUGUUUCUGAAUCGAAUAAAGUAUCAAAUCAUAGUUUUUUAGACUCAAAAAUCAAGUGUAAGACAACAGUUAAAUCAGAAAAUAUUCAUGAAACAAUAUUACAUAAAAAUGCAGAAAAAGAAAGAAGUCCAUGUAUUGUUUCUAAAAGAAGAAAACCCUUAGAAAAAGAUACUGAAAAAGAAAUGGAUUAUUGUAAAGUACUAGAAAAUGAAGAAAAUGGAAAUUCUGCACACAGUCAGGUCGAAUUAAAUAUAAUGGAUGAUUCAUCAAAGAAAAGGAAACCAAAAAUCCUAGAGUCUAGUCAAGCUGCUAAACAAAAUAUUAAAGAAUUAAAAAAACCCAAGAGAAAGAGAUCAGUUUCACCAAUCAAUAGUGAACAACUUACGAUUGAACCCACUGAAGUAAAAAUUUCUGACUUAUGUAAAGAUAUACGAAUAGGAAGAAAGAGUGUGAAAUUCAAUGAAAUUCGUAAAAUGGAAGCAGUAAAACGAAAAAUGAAAUCUAAAAAUGAUAAAUUAUUUUCUAAAAAUGAUUUAAAUAAAGAAUUAGAUUGUGAAACUAAAAAUGUAUUGGCUUCUGAUAAAAAUGUACAAAAAACAUAUUUAAAUGUUCAUAAUUCAAAAUCUCUAAUGAUAAAAAACGAUAAUACUAAUGUAACAAAAUAUCAUUUAAAAGGGGCUCCGCAAGUUCGUGUAGUUAAUGGAAAGAUUGUAAUAGAUGAAAAUUCUUUACAAAUUGAUAGACGUGAAAGAGAUAUUAAUCCAAAUACUGAAAUAGAAUUAGUUGAAGAAAAUGAUUUAUCUAGGAAAGUAAAUAGUGCUAGUUGGGGUAAAAGAGAAAAAUCAGAUCGUUGGUCUAAAGAAGAUACUCAAAAAUUUUACAAUGCAUUAUCCCAAUGGGGUACUGAUUUUGGACUUAUAUGCAAAAUGUUUCCUAAUAGAAGUCAACGACAAAUAAAAAACAAAUUUAACUCAGAAGAAAAAAAAUACCCAGAGAAAAUAGAUAUUGCUAUUAAAUCCAGACAACCUAUUGAUAUUGUUGCAUAUUCAAAAGCAACUGGUUCUAAUUUUAGAUCUAUUAAUGAAAUUCAAGAAGAGCUAAGAAAAGCAAAAGAAGAUUUUGAAGAAUCAAGAAGAAUUUCAAUAGAAAAUGCACAAAUUUCACUCGAAAACAAUAAGUAA